Messenger RNA from Aspergillus chevalieri, 1521 nucleotides. RefSeq lists its product as uncharacterized. The record is from RefSeq and is a predicted model, not a curated record. NCBI's taxonomy places the organism in Eukaryota, Fungi, Ascomycota, Eurotiomycetes, Eurotiales, Aspergillaceae. The transcript has 2 exons. The coding region runs from base 1 to 1521 and encodes 506 amino acids.
AUGUCGUUCAACGAUCGUUACUUCUGGGGGCCGCUUAUCAAUGCCGACAAGAGCCCGGCUCCAUUGUUGGAGCAGCUCUGUCUGGGCAUUGCAGAGUUGAUGAUAAGCUUCCACGAUUGCGGAACAACCGAUCUCACUCCAGAGCGACUGGCUGCGUUUUACCAUAAAGUCGGCGGCAAUUAUGAUCCAUUGUUUCUCGAAACGAAACCGGCUGCGCUCUCGUUUAUCUAUCAAUCCUUAGGAUGCUUUCACAGCCUUCAGCCAUCCACCAAUGCCUUUGAGCCCCCGUCCCUUCCAGCGCUGCUACCAAGUGGCUUCGUGCGAUGGCAAACAAUCCAGAUUCUGCUGGACCCGAAUGAGCACGUGAGAUACCUGCAAAAUGCAGUUAGAAUGUGGGAUAUUCGGAACCCAUUCGGGGGUUUCUUUCCCAAGUCCCUUCCUAGAGAUUCUUUUCCCCCGGGACCGGAUAUGGAAAUGAUUCAAUGGCAUGAGCAGGUCAGCCGGCGACUGGAGUAUGAUUACCUGAAAAGAAGUCUGCCCCGAUCGCCGCCGCCGCCAAUCUCUGAACAAUAUCAACAUCGCUUUCUUCCCAGUCAAUCGGCUUUAGUCCCAGUCCGAAAGGAGGAGCCAGAGGAGGAUAGAGCGCUUGUUCGAACCAAGAACCGGACCGUCCCGCAGUAUCGGUACGUUGAGGCAAAUGAUACACCACCCCGUGUUCCAAAUGGAAGGCGCACUAGCGCAGAGCAUCCACCGCCGCCCUCGCACAAGGUGCCACCGAGGUUAUCGCCGCCACCCGAGAUCAAACCACGGGCUCCGUCGCCGCCGGUCUGGCCAGAACAACCGGCUAGAAGCAGACGCCGGCAACGCGCAUCAAGCAUUCCCGAACCUGUUUUUCCGGAAGCAAUGCCAGGGUAUUACCCCUCUGAUGUAUCUUCUGAACCUCAGUCGCCAGCACCGGAACCAUCACCUCGAUACCAUCGCCGGUAUUUGUCCCCUCAUCGAGGAUCCCGUGCGCGUCGACACUCACAUGAUGCAUAUUCAAGAAAGCCCCCUCGAGACCUCUCUCCAGACUAUCCUAGACACUAUACGCCUCAAUAUAGCCACAGACAUUCAGGCGGAUGGCAUGACGCAAACGUACCCCCACGAGUCCAUUGGGCAUAUAAGGACGAAACACCACCACCCAAGCAUUCUGGGGUCAGGUUCCGUGAAUAUGCUUCUGAAGAGCCAGUAACGGUUCCCUCCAGUCCUGAAUCACCCGUAUUUGUUCCCGUCCAUCCACGAUAUGCGAGCUCUGGCUACAUGCCACCUCAUGCCCCAGAUCCUAUUGAAGACCCAAGACGACGCAGUUAUAGUGGUGGCAGUCUUCCAGAACGUCCUCGAUUUGCAGGCCCGGGAGUCGCUGGCCCUUGGCCACCACAAGCUCCUGUGCGGAUGUAUCCUGCUCAAGGUCCACCUACGGCAUAUGUUCCGGUACCAGUACCGGAUAUGGAAUAUGUGGCCCCAAGAAGGGUGUAUAGAUGA